This is a messenger RNA of Pungitius pungitius (ninespine stickleback), 1204 nucleotides long. It is a transcript of the gene ebi3, whose product is annotated as Epstein-Barr virus induced 3. NCBI's taxonomy places the organism in Eukaryota, Metazoa, Chordata, Actinopteri, Perciformes, Gasterosteidae. Gene Ontology annotation, cellular component: membrane. Gene Ontology annotation, molecular function: cytokine receptor activity; protein binding. The transcript has 6 exons. Bases 244 to 1026 code for a protein of 260 amino acids. The record is from RefSeq and is a predicted model, not a curated record.
CAAGUGCUGAUCAGCUGCUUCUCAAACACACAAGACAAGAGUCGUGGACCGGCUGUAACUUUCUUAUCUCUGAACUUUGACGGGCAAUGGAGUAGAGCAUUACAGACAAUUGCAGAGCUAAGAACCACACAACCAUAGAAUAGAGCACUUCAUAUCUUGCUAAAGGGAGGCUUCAGCACAGCAACUACGAAGCUAUUUAGACCGCUGGGUCCAGGUCAUCAUUUCUCUUACCUAGAAGCUCCGAUGGCUGCAACGGCUGCCAGCUUGUGCGUCACUGUGACUCUCCUCGUGUGUGUUAUUGGAGGUCGAGCCCUGGAGCUGCUCAGGGUGACUUCAACAUCAGGCAAUCCUCCCUCCACUCCCUCGGUAAAUUGUUGGUGUGCGAGCUACCCGAAUGUGACCUUUUGCUCCUGGCCUGAAUCCCGUCGCUCCCCACCAACACACUACACUGCCACUUACAGUGAGAGACACAGACAGCUGGUCACCAAGCCGUGCCGACUCAUCCGACCCGGCUCUGCAUCCUCUGACCUGGUUUCAGCACCGUCACCCUCAUCCGAGCGGCUCUGGCACUGCCACCUGCCCAACCUGAAGCUUCUCACUGACUACAUCCUCAAUGUCACAGCAGUUUCUUCUGGUGGAAGCAGCUCCCAUCUGUUGAGUUUCAUGUUGGAGGAUAUAGUGAAACCAGAUCCCCCCGUAGACGUCCGGGUUUCCCCUCAUGACACCAAGAACUUGUUGUUGGAAUGGUCUCAUCCCCCGACUUGGACUUACCUGAACAUCUUCCCCCUGAAAUACCAGAUCCUGUACCAGUGGGAAAACAGGGGCACCCCAAAGUCUGUCAAUCUGGGUCCAUUUGAAGGCACCAGCGUUGAACUGAACAGGCUGACCCCAGGGAGGACCUACCUGUUCCAGGUGUGUGCAAAGGAGCUGCUGGGUCUGGGCAAGUGCAGCGCAUGGAGCUCACCUGUAAAAUACACCAUACCAAGCCCCAUCCUACUCCCUGAUUCAUUUAACACUCUCCUUUAAAGCCGACACAGAUGUAGAACUGCUCACUGUAUCUUUACAUGUACAAUUAAUGUUUUAUUUAUUUUUUAUAACGAAAGAAAAUAAAUAUCACCUCUACAGUGUAAUAUUGUAUUGUAUAAUUGUGUAAUACUGUACAUGAUUCAAAUGAUAAACUCUACUAUAAAACAUAAAUGAUAAA